Bactrocera oleae (olive fruit fly) is the source of this 1865-nucleotide messenger RNA. RefSeq names its product DNA repair protein complementing XP-A cells homolog Xpac (gene Xpac). The record is from RefSeq and is a predicted model, not a curated record. Gene Ontology annotation, biological process: base-excision repair; UV-damage excision repair; nucleotide-excision repair, DNA damage recognition. Gene Ontology annotation, cellular component: nucleotide-excision repair factor 1 complex. Lineage: Eukaryota; Metazoa; Arthropoda; Insecta; Diptera; Tephritidae. Gene Ontology annotation, molecular function: damaged DNA binding.
AAUCCACAAUUAAAAGUUUAUCGUGAACCAAUUAAUGGCUGACCGUAGAAAUGUAAUCUCGAAGUAAAUAAUGCUUUGAUUCGAGGCAAUGACCUAAAGUUAUUGUAUGAAAUAUCACCAAGAAACUUUAUUAAAGUAUAUACACAAAUUGAAACCCUCUGCAGUAUAUUCAAAUGAUGAUUGUGUUACCUUCCAAUCCAAUGUAAAUAGUGGGAAUAAAUUUACAAGCAGUCAUCAUAUGUGGGUCGUAACUGAAUAUAAAACACUUCCCAUUCCGAAGCAGAGAUAUACAACUUCUUCAUUAUUUAUAAUAAACAUCGUAAAGGAAUAAAUCUUAUAGAUAUUAAAGGCUAUUAUGUCGCAUACCGAAGGGCAUGUUUUUACUGAAGCUGAAAAGGCGCGCAUGGAACGAAACCGUAUAAAAGCUUUACAUCUAAGGCAGGCCAAACUAGUUGCAUAUCCUUAUCGAAAAAAGAAUGGAAGUACAAACACCGACCAAGACUCUAUAAUAAAGGUACAAGGCACUAAAUAUAUUGAUAGCGGAGGUGGCUUUCUGUUAGAACAACCCGUUAUAAAAACAGCGGAAUCUUCGGGAAACAUAGAAAAUGGAUCUGGAGGUUCUAAUACAGACAUCGUUAAAGUUUUCAAUGAUGCAAUUAACAUACCAGUAAACUACGAGGAGUGUCUUGAAUGUGGAGAUGCUUUUGUAGAAUCUUAUCUGUUUAGUAAUUUUGGUGAAGCUGUCUGCGACAAAUGCCGCGACCCUGAUGGUCGCCACUCAUUGAUUACUCGCACCGAAGCUAAGGCUGAAUAUUUGUUGAAGGACUGUGAUUUUGACAAACGUGAACCUCCAUUACGAUAUAUAAGCCGAAAAAACCCGCACAAUGUUCGAUGGGGGGAAAUGAAACUUUAUCUAUUAAUGCAAGUUGAAAAGCGCGCAAUGGAUGUUUGGGUUUCUGAGGAAGAACUGAGCCGCCAACAUGAACUGCGUGAAGAAAAGCGAGAAGUAACUAAAGUGAAGAAAUAUAAUAAACAAAUGAAACAGUUACGUAUGGAAAUUCGAAGCAGUUUAUUUACAAAGAAGACUAAAUCGAUUCACGAACAUGAUUUCGGCCCGGAUACAUAUAAUGAGAAUGAAGAUAAUUAUACACACACCUGUAAAACGUGCUCCUAUGCAGAAACCUAUGAAAAAAUGUAGUUAAUGACUUAUUGCAAUAAUGUGUGAUCUAUCAACGGAAAUCGGUGUUAAUAUGCAGGACAUUGGUAAAAUUACGAUUUCUUUGAUACCGCGACCUUAUGGUAUGGACGGAUAGAGGAGGUCCUCAGGAUUAUAAAAUGUAUACACUAAUCGAGAUAUUUGUAGUUAAAGUUCAAAAAUUGUAUAAGUAAUGCGCGUUAUUUCACUAAUGUACAUAUAUACACAUUUUCAAUGAACUAUAUACUCCCCGGUGUUGGACCGACAAAGGUUAUUUUUUUGAAGCACGGUCGAAGGCCGCCAAUGCUGAAAGGAGUUCGACGCGAAAUAAUAUAUUACUUAUCUCUAAUGUGUCAUAAAUGCAAACAUACAAAUUACGUGAAACUGUGAUUGUGCCAAGUAAUUUUUAAACUAUAUUUAUUUUCUUAAAAAACGCACAAUAAAUAUAUAUUUUGGAUAUAUUUCAACAUAUACAGUAUAAUUGUGCAAAGUGUGUUAAACACUCGAAAACUAUAAAUCUGAGGCGGAUAUAUGUAUAUAAAUUUUUUAAUCCUGAGGAUCACGUCUAUCCAUUCAUUACACCAGAUCGCGGCGUAAUCGUGCCAGGACAUUUAUUAUGAUCAUACAAGUAUUUAUAAUUAAAUAAAAUUUAUUGUCUUUUUAACCAUAA